This is a messenger RNA of Paramacrobiotus metropolitanus, 2112 nucleotides long. RefSeq names its product homeobox protein SIX3-like. The record is from RefSeq and is a predicted model, not a curated record. Gene Ontology annotation, biological process: regulation of transcription by RNA polymerase II. NCBI's taxonomy places the organism in Eukaryota, Metazoa, Tardigrada, Eutardigrada, Parachela, Macrobiotidae. Gene Ontology annotation, cellular component: transcription regulator complex; nucleus. The coding region runs from base 384 to 1628 and encodes 414 amino acids. Gene Ontology annotation, molecular function: DNA-binding transcription factor activity, RNA polymerase II-specific; RNA polymerase II cis-regulatory region sequence-specific DNA binding. The transcript is spliced from 2 exons.
CAAAGCCUUAGCUGAAGCAAAUAGGCCAGUACGCGUAUUCUUUACAACUUUAAGCACUCCACCCCUAUCGUUAGCGAUAAUGAUGCCGUCCAAGUUAAUUUAGACUCUUGUGGGCCGAAACUGAAAGAAGGAAGGCAUUGACAAACGACUGAAUCGCAGAUCAUACACACGUAUAUUGCUCAGGAUACUUUUCCUUACCCAGGUCAUUCUCAACCCCACCGUCAAUGAUCUUCACUUGACAGUUGUCGAUUCCCUUUUCUCCUUUUCUCGUACAUAUGUGACUGGGUUACUAAUCUGUCUUGUGGUCAAAUGGCCGUAUACACGGAUAAAGGUCACUUGAAACAUUAAUUUUGUGUUAGUGCCAGCCGCACUGCUGUACCAUCAUGGCCUUCACACCAACAUCCUUCCGUGGCCUCCCACCAUUUCCCUUUCAUAACCAAAUGCACAUGCAGGCCAUGGCCGCGGCGGCGGCGGCCCAUGCGGCCAAUUCGGGAAUGAUUCCUACGGUCGCACCCGGCCUUGGUCUUGGUUUGUCCGUACAACAGAUCGCCAAAGUGUGUGAAGCGUUGGAGGAGAGUAAUGAUAUUGAACGGCUAGCUCGCUUCCUCUGGACACUGCCAUUGUAUAACAACGCCAGCCCUCAGGCCAUGGAAGUGCGGAAACACGAAUCGGUCCUCCGUGCUCAAGCCAUUGUUCUCUUUUACAGCGGAGAUUACCGGAAUCUCUAUUAUUUGCUGGAGAAUCACCGCUUCAGUAAGGAACAUCAUCAGAAAUUGCAGAGUAUGUGGAUGGAAGCGCAUUAUCUGGAUGCGGAAAAGUUGCGCGGACGACCAUUAGGCCCGGUCGAUAAAUACCGGGUGAGGAAGAAGUAUCCGCUGCCGAAAACUAUCUGGGACGGCGAACAGAAGACGCACUGUUUUAAGGAGCGGACAAGAAAUUUAUUACGGGAAUGGUAUCUACAGGAUCCCUAUCCUAAUCCACAGAAGAAAAAGGAACUGGCCCAUGCCACCGGCUUGACACCCACCCAAGUGGGCAACUGGUUUAAGAACCGCAGACAGCGCGACAGAGCGGCCGCAGCCAAAAACAAGUUGCAUGGGUCACACAUGGAUCGCGGCAUGUCCGUGUCCUCGGACGCCGACGACUGUAACAGUAAAGAUAUGGACGACUGGCCGGAUGACGACAAGCUCCAGAAGAAAUCUCCUUCCCCGCCAUCGCCUUCCAACAGUAUCCAACUGGCCUCCUCCACACAGCUUCCGCCAAUGCAUCCCUUAGGCCCGCCACCUUUUCUUUUCAGUCCACAUCUAUUUGCCAGUCACUGUGCCAUAAAUCCCGUCAAACCCGACGUUAGCGAUAUACUAUCGACAAUGCCGGUGCAUAAUUCUGAAGUGUCUUCAACAUCGGCGCCCAACCAUUUCACUCCAUAUCACCAAUCAGAGCAUCGACCCGAUUCCCCACAGAGUUUCAUUUCCACUGCAUCGACCCAAAACAAUCAGCGCAGCCGCAGUCGAUCGCCGGCACCGCAGCCCCUACCAAACACCGGAGAUGCACCCGCAUCCGAUUCAAACAGCACUUGUAUCGAUUUAAGUAUGAAUGAGAAAGCUAAAUUCCGUUCAGGCCGUCGAAUAUGAUUGCCGGUGACCCCGUGCCAUGUGCACCUAUUCAUCCGGUCGGCAGAAGGAAAGACUAAAGGUCACCGAUCAACUGGUUGGCCAUAUGCAAAAGAGUAGCGCGUGACGACUGAAUCAAAGAUGAUUACGAUGCGAAAUCCAGGUGCAUGUAUUACCAUUGUUCAGAAAAUAUAUUGGUUGUUUAAUUUUAAUCUGCAUUCAGCUCCAUCAAUAACAUUAUAUUUGCCGUAUAAACUAUUAUCUGCAUUCGGUUAACUGUGGCCUUUUGUUACAAUUACGAAGCGCAUCGCUGAAUAAUUAUAAUGUUACCGACUCAUUCAUACGGUGGUUGAUAGUUACUAUUUCUUCCUAUCUUCCGUGUACAAUGUACUACAACUUAUAAAAAGCGUUGCUGCCAGCAGUUGCAUUAGUUAUUGAAUUCACGCAUUAUAUGUACACUUUUAACUGUUGCUAUUCUUUUAAGACGAUUGAAAUGGAUGAGAUA